GUUCUUCAGCCCCCAGUAAAGAUGUUGUCGAGAGGAGAGAGUUGGAGACCACGAAGAUGAACUUGGUCUCCAGGCCAACCACAGUGGGUGUGGUCAGCGGUGUGGGUGUGGCCAGCGGUGUGGGUGAGGCCAGCGGUGUAGGUGUGGCCAGCGGUGUGGGUGUGGCCAGCGGUGUGGGUGUGGCCAGCAGAGUGGGUGAGGCCAGCGAUUUAGGUGUAGCCAGUGGUGUAGGUGUGGCCAGCAGUGUGGGUGUGGCCAGCAGCAAUGGGUCCCGGAACAUCACUGAGGCGCGGCGUAGAGACAAGCGCUGCACGUGUUACAGCUACAGAGACAAGGAGUGUGUCUACUACUGUCACCUGGACAUCAUCUGGAUCAACACACCAGAGUGA
This is a messenger RNA of Salvelinus sp. IW2-2015, 389 nucleotides long. Its product is annotated as endothelin-3-like. The record is from RefSeq and is a predicted model, not a curated record. Gene Ontology annotation, cellular component: extracellular region. Gene Ontology annotation, molecular function: endothelin B receptor binding; hormone activity. The annotation marks the transcript as partial. Gene Ontology annotation, biological process: regulation of systemic arterial blood pressure by endothelin; regulation of vasoconstriction; vein smooth muscle contraction. The transcript has a single exon. NCBI's taxonomy places the organism in Eukaryota, Metazoa, Chordata, Actinopteri, Salmoniformes, Salmonidae.